AUGCUCCGCCGUCGCCUGGGCAAAGACGAGGACCACGACGACGAGAUCCGGCCUGCCUCCGACUCGUCGUCCCCCAACCACUCCAACAAGUCCGGUGCCGACUCGCUGGCGCCUGCUGCGUCUGCCCGUCCUGUUCAAUCCAAACGAUCCGAGUCCUUUAUUCACAAGCCGCGCAGUAAACGGCGCAAUGGCUUGAUCUUCGCUUUAGGCGGCCUCUUCGGGGUCUUAAUCGCCGUGCUGUUCGCCAACCAGCAGGAUGUGAUCAGUCUGGACAGUCUGAUGGACUUCAACAUCGAGUCCUUGAUGGAUGUCAUGCCGCAUGGAUUCUUAAACGAUGCGAGGGAAUUCACGCAACAUGAGCGCGACACAGUGAACUACGACCCGUUCGCCGUCGGACUACAUCUGCAAGCGCAAGGUUUCCAAGCGAAACAUCCGAUGGUCAUGAUCCCUGGCGUGAUCUCGACCGGGUUAGAAAGUUGGGGCACCGAGCCGGCGUCCCGGCAGUACUUCCGCAAGCGACUCUGGGGCAGUUGGAGCAUGAUGCGGGCUCUAGUGCUUGACAAGGCGGGAUGGAAGAACCAUGUCAUGCUGGACAAGGAGACGGGGCUCGACCCCCCGGGGAUCAAAUUGCGGGCGGCGCAGGGCUUCGAUGCCACGGAUUUCUUCAUCACGGGCUACUGGAUCUGGAACAAGAUCCUCGAGAACCUCGCGACCAUCGGCUACGAUCCCACCAACGCCUUCACAGCGGCCUAUGACUGGCGGCUGUCGUACCCGAACAUGGAGGUCCGCGACCAGUACUUCAGCCGCCUGAAGUCGUACAUCGAGACCGCCGUACAGGUCAAGGGCGAGAAGGUCACCCUCGCCUCCCACAGUAUGGGCUCGCAGGUCGUGCUCUACUUCUUCAAAUGGGUGGAGAACCCUGAGCACGGCAAGGGCGGAUCGGACUGGGUCAACCGGCACGUCGCCAACUGGAUCAACAUCAGCGGCUGCAUGCUCGGCGCCGUCAAGGGACUUACGGCCGUGCUGUCCGGCGAGAUGCGCGACACCGCGCAGCUGAACGCCUUCGCCGUCUACGGGCUGGAGAAGUUCCUGUCGAAGGAGGAGCGCGCCGAGAUCUUCCGCGCCAUGCCGGGCAUCUCCAGCAUGCUGCCCAAGGGCGGCGAAGCCGUCUGGGGCAACUCGACCUGGGCGCCCGACGACCAGCCGUUCCAGAACCUGACCUUCGGCAACCUGCUCAAUUUCCGCGAGAGCGGCACCAGCCGCAUCAUCAAGAACAUGACCAUCACCGAGAGUCUGAAUUACCUCCUCGACGAGGGCGAGGACUGGUACCGGCACCAGGUGCUGGCCAGCUACUCGCACGGGGUCGCCCACACGGCGCGCGAGGUCGAGGCCAACGAGCACAACCCGCGCACCUGGCUGAACCCGCUCGAGGCCCGCCUGCCGCUCGCCCCGGACAUGAAGAUCUACUGCUUCUACGGCGUCGGCAAACCCACCGAGCGCAGCUACUUCUACCAGGAGGAGCGCGACCCCCUCGUCAACCUUAACGUCAGCAUUGACACCACCGUCACCAACAACGACGGCGUCGACCACGGCGUCCACAUGGGCGAGGGCGACGGCACCGUCAACUUGCUGAGUACGGGCUACAUGUGCGCCAAGGGCUGGCAUAUCAAACGCUACAACCCCGCCGGCGUCAAGAUCAAGGUCUUCGAGAUGCCCCAUGAGCCCGACCGUUUCUCGCCCAGAGGCGGGCCUAAUACUGGAGACCACGUCGACAUCCUCGGGCGCGCCUCGCUCAACGAUCUGAUCCUCCGCGUCGCCAGCGGCCAAGGCGACCACAUCGAAGAAACCUUCGUCUCUCGAAUCCGGGAAUACGCCGACCGAGUCCAAAUCUUUGAUGACGAAUGAAGAACAACAACACCUAACCCCCACAAGAAAAAGAAAUAGACUCCACUUUAUGUCCUUGAUGCCGUAUAUGCUACCGUUUACCUCUCUCUCUCUCUCUCUCUCUCUCUCUCUUCCUCUUUUCGCUAUUCUAUAGAAAGAACAAGAGAAGAAAUAAAGCCUCAUGAUUGAAAGAGAU
Messenger RNA from Aspergillus homomorphus CBS 101889, 2080 nucleotides. RefSeq names its product phospholipid:diacylglycerol acyltransferase. Gene Ontology annotation, cellular component: cytoplasm; perinuclear endoplasmic reticulum. The coding region runs from base 1 to 1905 and encodes 634 amino acids. Gene Ontology annotation, molecular function: phospholipid:diacylglycerol acyltransferase activity. The transcript has 3 exons. Gene Ontology annotation, biological process: lipid storage; triglyceride biosynthetic process. NCBI's taxonomy places the organism in Eukaryota, Fungi, Ascomycota, Eurotiomycetes, Eurotiales, Aspergillaceae. The record is from RefSeq and is a predicted model, not a curated record.